AUGGCUCCGCGUCUGUGCAGCAUCUCCGUGGCGGCGCGGCGGCUGCUGGGGGGCCCGGGGCCGGGCCCCCGGGACGUUGCGGCGGUGGCUGCGGCGCGCUUCUAUUCCAAGGACAAUGAAGGCAGCUGGUUCCGGUCCCUCUUUGUACACAAGGUGGACCCCAGGAAGGAUGCCCACUCCACGCUGCUGUCCAAGAAGGAGACCAGCAACCUCUACAAGAUCCAGUUUCACAAUGUGAAGCCCGAGUGUCUGGACGCCUACAACAGCCUGACGGAGGCCGUGCUGCCCAAGCUGCACCUGGAUGAGGACUACCCCUGCUCGCUCGUGGGCAACUGGAACACGUGGUACGGGGAGCAGGACCAGGCAGUACACCUGUGGCGAUUCUCGGGGGGCUACCCAGCCCUCAUGGACUGCAUGAACAAGCUCAAGAACAACAAGGAGUACCUGGAGUUCCGAAAGGAGCGGAGCCAGAUGCUGCUGUCCAGGAGAAACCAGCUGCUCCUCGAAUUCAGCUUCUGGAACGAGCCACAGCCCAGAGCUGGCCCCAACAUCUACGAGCUGAGGACGUACAAGCUCAAGCCAGGAACCAUGAUCGAGUGGGGGAACAACUGGGCCCGGGCCAUCAAGUACCGGCAGGAGAACCAGGAGGCGGUGGGCGGCUUCUUCUCGCAGAUAGGAGAGCUGUACGUCGUGCACCACCUCUGGGCCUAUAAGGACCUGCAGUCUCGGGAAGAGACCAGAAACGCUGCCUGGAGGAAGAGGGGCUGGGACGAAAAUGUCUACUAUACAGUCCCCCUGGUGCGGCACAUGGAGUCUCGGAUCAUGAUCCCUUUGAAGAUCUCACCUCUCCAGUGA
Molecule: messenger RNA, 855 nt
Organism: Rangifer tarandus platyrhynchus (Svalbard reindeer)
Lineage: Eukaryota; Metazoa; Chordata; Mammalia; Artiodactyla; Cervidae
Source: the annotation of a GenBank genome assembly